GCAGUGCGCACGCGCGCGGAGACGGAGGAAAUCAAAAUGGCGGCUUGUCGUCAGCGCGGUGCUGCCGCUGGAGGCCCUCGCGGCCCCAACAAGCUGCAAGUCGGCUACUACGAGAUCGAGAGGACUAUCGGCAAAGGCAACUUCGCCGUGGUGAAGCUGGCCAGCCAUAUCAUCACCAAAACUAAGGUUGCUAUCAAAAUUAUAGACAAGACACAUCUGGAUGAAGAUAACUUGAAGAAAAUUUUUCGUGAGAUCGAGAUCAUGAAGCAAGUCAAGCACCCGCACAUUAUUAGAUUAUACCAGGUUUAUGAGACAGAAAGAAUGAUAUAUUUGGUAACAGAGUAUGCAAGUGGCGGAGAAAUAUUUGAUCACCUGGUGGCCCAUGGAUGGAUGGAAGAGAAAGAAGCCAGAAAAAAGUUUAAACAGAUUUUAACUGCUGUCCACUACUGCCACAAGAAUAACAUUGUACAUAGAGACCUGAAGGCGGAGAAUCUUCUCUUAGAUGCCAACCUAAAUAUCAAGCUAGCUGACUUUGGCUUUAGCAAUCACUUCACUCCAGGCCAUCCAUUAAAAACGUGGUGCGGCAGUCCUCCCUAUGCAGCACCGGAGCUGUUCGAGGGCAAGGAAUACAUGGGUCCUGAAGUGGACAUCUGGAGUCUCGGGGUGGUUUUGUACGUCUUAGUGUGUGGGGCCCUUCCAUUUGAUGGGAGCACGCUGCAGAAUCUCAGGGCAAGGGUGCUGGCCGGGAAGUUCCGCAUUCCUUUCUUCAUGUCAACAGAAUGUGAGAAAUUAAUAAAGGGUAUGCUGGUCCUGGACCCCAAGAAAAGACUGACAGUUCAGCAGAUCUGUAAGCACGAGUGGAUGGUGAUGGACGGACAGGACCCGGAGUUCCAGAGACUCAUCCACAACUACAGCGACGAGGAGCCGGAGCCCAACAGCGAGUACAUCAGCGCCCAGGUCCUGCAACACCUCAGUAACCUGAACAUCGAUAGGGAACUGGUGCUGCAGUCGGUAAAGAACAAGCGUUACGACGACCAUAGUGCAAUCUACCACCUUCUGUAUGACAAGUUCAAGAAGAACCCCAAGCUGAUGCAGAAGGCGAACCUGCUGACGGACCCCACGCUCCUGACGCAGUACAACACGGCCAUGUCCCUCCCGCAGCAGAUGUACGAGGAGAGCGGCGUGGGGCAGCUCACUGUUCCCGGCGCUAACCUUCCACACAUGCAGAUGAAAAAGGUUGACAUUGGAGGAGACGGAGACCAGAUGGAGAGUGACACAGAAGAGCCGUCCCCGGAGGCACUGGCCAGAUAUCUGUCCAUGAGAAGACACACCCUGGGCGUGGCUGAUCCAAGAACGGAGAUACCCGCGGAGCUGGCGGCCAAACUGAAGCAGCCCAACCCCACGCUGCCCCAGCAGCAGCAGGUGUUCACCCACGUGAUUCCCAACGUCACGGUCGGCCAGACUGCCGUACCCAACAUUCCUCAGGCCCUGGCACAACCCAACCAAACUGUCCACUAUAAGACUGCUGUACCAAACAUUCCGCAGGCUCUCAACCAAAUGGUACAAUAUCAGGACCAGAACCUGUUGCAGCUGCCGGACUUCCAUGACAUGCCGAUGGGCAGACGAGCAUCGGACGGGGGUGCCAACAUCCAGCUGCACGCACAGGCCCUACUGACGCUACGAAACAGCCAGGACAGCUCCUUCCCUGUGUCACCAGGUCUCGUACCACCCAAGAUCACCCCAAUGCCGAUGUUGCAGCAGACUAUCCCCAUGAUGCCUCAUGAGGAAGAUGAUGACGAGGAACCAGACCAAGAAGCGGUUAGAAGAUACCUGAUGAAUCGUGGGAAGCGGCACACGCUAGCCGUCCCCGAUGCCGUGCCAGUUGAGCUGCAGGAUAAGCUGGCCCAGAGGCCACUCAAACCACGAGGGGGGCUACUGGCCCCUCCACACAGAUCCAGUGGCAGAGAUAGCUACAAAGAUGUCCACUCUUUACACCUCCCAAGCGAACGGUACUCCCCUGUCAGAAGAGCGUCAGAUGGCGCGGCAAGUCUGCACGCUUUCCGGGCGCAUUUUGAGAAGCUAUCCAGCCAGGGUAGCGUCAGUUCACAAAAGAGCAGCCUGAAACAGCUACAACAGGAGUAUCAGCAGCUGCAGCAGCAGGUGGGGAAGAGUUCCCGGCAGCAGCACCCGCAGAUUGCCCAGCUGCAGAACAGCCGGCCGUCCCCCCAGCCCUCCCCUCCCCUGUCGGCCUCCCCCACCCUCCAGCAGCAGCAGCAGGCACAGGAAAUACAUCCAAGCCAUCUGUCUCAGCAUCUCCAGAGACUGAAUUUGCAGAGACAGUGCAACAGUCCUCCUGCUUUCCAGCACCUCCAGCAACAAAACAGAAACAGCCCCCCUCCCACCUACCCCUCCUCUUCCCAUGCCCUGCGCCAGGGCCUGACAGACUCCCCCACAAACCAGCUCCACACUAACCCCUUCAUGAAGACUGGUGCUGCCAGAUCCCCCAUGGACGCCCCUCAGGUCUACUUCCCCGAAUCCCCCAACCCCUUCACCAAGCGGGAGGUCUCCAACUUCCCACAGUUCACCCAGACCGCGGGCGUCCCUCUCAGCUCGCCGAGUGGCUACCGGCUCCAAAAGCCACCUGCGCUCCAGACGAAACCUAUCCCAGAGAUAAUUUAUACAAGUGUAGACGAGGACGAGGAACCCCGGAAACAGGGCGAGGAGCUGGAAGCUUCGCUUCCCCACCGUCUAGCACCUUCUUUGAAGGAGCAAGGAUCGCCACAGGACUCUCCUGUGCACCAACUGGACUACCAGGAGGCGUUUUCGCAGGCAGAGCAGCGUAAUGACAGCCACGGACAGCUGGCGCACGACAGCUACCUGCUACAGGAGCAGCGAGUGGACAGCCAGGGCAGCUUUGACGGGUGCGAUGGGGAGCCGCAGCGGCCCAGCAGUGCUCCGUCUGUCGCCGUUCCACAACAGCAACAGAUUUUCAACUUCAACACGCAGCAGAUUACUGGAAAUAACAGUCCGAUGAUGGACGGCACUUUCCCCCUCACUUUCUCUCCCUCAGUAAUGACAUCAACUGUGGACACGACAACCCAGCACACUGCAACUGGUUACCAGCCUGUGUUUCCCCAGGCAAUGGGAUUCGCAACAUUUCAGCCCAGCUACGCUCCAACAGUGCAAAAUGUGCAGAUGAAUUUCCAACCCAUCCUGCAGAGGACUUGGCCAUUUCCGCAGCCGGACAUGCAAAACGCGCAGCGGCUGAAUUUCUACGGACCAAAUCAGGGGGUAUUGUUAAACCAGUUAGGCCCUUCGGCGAACGUUGCGGGGUUGAAUGCCAUAUCUGCAUUGGUAGAUGACUUGUCAGUUGGUAUGGGACGACACAGGCCACGGUCUGCUGUGACGUCAGAGAUGCUCAGUAGGUUUCAAGUCCCCGGCAGUCCCUACAAUCCAACGAACUUGGCAAGCAUUCCGUCAAACUCAGAAAUGGAGGGGUACUUGUCGGAUGGAACCGGUCACGACACGGGGAUGAUAUCUAAUACAAUACCAUAUACAAACGCUUCUUCUAUGGACAAUACGCCGCUGCGGCCGGCCAGGAACCACCGCAGGCACCACACAGUACAGUCUGGCCAGGAUGCGCGCCUGCAACAGAGCCAGAUGCUGCAGAGAGCACAAAACAACCAUGGGACAAUAUUUGCAGUCAACUCACAGAGCUCAUCAAGUAACCCUGGAUUGAACCACGGAGAGGCAACGAUGCAUUCGCAAACCUUGCUAGUAAAGACUCCCUCAGAUCUGGCAAACUUUGUGACCACGUCCCCCAGCGUGUCGACUAUGACUAGUAUGAACAUCCAGGGCGGUGGGAUGGGAGAGUCGCUACCUCAGAGUCAUAAGUUCCCCCCCUCGGUCAAAAUGACGUCCGAGAAAAACGUCGGGGAGAUCGUGCAAGAGGUCAAGAGGAUGCUGGACAAUAAGGGGCCAUCGGUGAUGUACACGCAUCAGGACUGCUUGUUUGAGUUGGAGAAGGAAGGGGUGAGGAUGGAGAUGGUGGUGUGUCAGGUUAACUUGGGGCUGAACGGACUGUGCGUCAAGAGACUCGCUGGUGACACCCAGCAGUAUAAACAGUUGUGUCACGAACUGCUGACUGGCAUCAACCUCUGAGUCGCAUGGUCGGACGGCAAAGAGUGAAGGCUGGUAGGAGUUUUGUAUCAUCAAACUAGAAUGUCUUAGUAACCCGGUCUAGGAAGCCUUUUUCUCCGUCAGAACAAUGUGUAAUUGGAGAAAGUACUCCGUGUGUUUGUUACAGGGUUUGUUACAUGUUGAGGAAUAUUACGUGUUGAGGAAUAUUUUUAAAGUGAGAAGGUAGAAUGAAAGGAACGGUAGACCAAGUAACAGGUGGGGAAUUCAGCGACCUUGAAUAAUGUUCAGUGGUUUGUUGGGACCAUUCAUCGAGAAGCAGAAGAGUUAAAGAGAAAACAAAGAGAAAAGAUAACUCCUAAAUCUGUUGCCAAGAGAAAUCUUGUAAAAUGUACAGUGAGUGUAAAUUGUAAAUUUUCUGGUUUUUGUAUGAUAUAUAUAUAGAGCCUGCUAAGUUUGCUGUGGGAAGUGACGUGUAGGUAUCCAGCUAUAUUCUCAUCCCAUGUGACAGAAAGUUCUUAAUAGAAAUCUCAUAACUUACACUUAGAAUUAAGACAAGUAGAAAGAUUCAAACUGAUAUAAGAAAUAUCCAGCUAUCCAACAACAGAAGGCUUACCGAUACAGAAGUCAUAAUAACAGUCCAGAUACUCUCACCACAGUGCCAUUGCAGACAAGUGCCUCAAACAGAAAACCAUUAGUCAAUAAUAAAGACAAAAAAAACAUUAAGUAAGGGGGCAAGCUUUCUGUUUUACCAGAUUGGUCUCUAGAUGUCAUCUAACACUUUUAAGUGGACCAGGAGCUGUCAGUUACAGUGUAGGUAUUAAAGAUACACCGGGUUACUGUAAUGUAACGAGAAGGCUUUUGAAAUCUAUCACUAACAGAAUAUUGAUGUACAUAUUAAGCAGUUAGGUCCUUGGUACGUGCCAGUGUGCUACGGAGUGUAUGUACAUUGAUGGCCCAUUUUAAUAUGUAACAGCUGGUGCACACAACUCAAGCAAUACCAUUGCACAUGUGAUGUAAGAUGAACCCGAAUUAUGAUAUAGAAGAGAUGUUUACUAGGGUUCACCUUGAUUCUGUAACCCCCCUCCCUCCAAAGCUGCUUGAAGAAACCAAUGUGAUGGGUGCUGUACUUUCUAUGUGUAGAUAGGAUUGUGGAGUGUUGUGGGAUAAAUGACUUCUGAGAUAACUAUUUUUGUGAUGCCUCUGUGUAGUGGUCAAAGAAGUAGUGUCAGGAAAAAGAAAA
Branchiostoma floridae (Florida lancelet) is the source of this 5380-nucleotide messenger RNA. RefSeq names its product serine/threonine-protein kinase SIK3-like. Gene Ontology annotation, cellular component: cytoplasm. Gene Ontology annotation, biological process: microtubule cytoskeleton organization; intracellular signal transduction; protein phosphorylation. The transcript has 20 exons. The record is from RefSeq and is a predicted model, not a curated record. NCBI's taxonomy places the organism in Eukaryota, Metazoa, Chordata, Leptocardii, Amphioxiformes, Branchiostomatidae. The coding region runs from base 37 to 4161 and encodes 1374 amino acids. Gene Ontology annotation, molecular function: ATP binding; protein serine/threonine kinase activity; tau-protein kinase activity.